Messenger RNA from Eutrema salsugineum, 1020 nucleotides. RefSeq names its product LOB domain-containing protein 40. The record is from RefSeq and is a predicted model, not a curated record. Gene Ontology annotation, biological process: regulation of gene expression. NCBI's taxonomy places the organism in Eukaryota, Viridiplantae, Streptophyta, Magnoliopsida, Brassicales, Brassicaceae. Bases 91 to 831 code for a protein of 246 amino acids. The transcript has 2 exons.
UCCUUUCUUCUAAGCUCAGGACCGUACUGUACUUUCCUCUUAGCACAAAAAAAAAAAAAAAUUCUCCUCUCAUCUUCUUUCAAAAAAAAAAUGCGUAUGAGCUGUAACGGAUGUCGAGUUCUUCGAAAAGGCUGCAGUGAAAACUGUAGCAUAAAGCCUUGUCUCCAAUGGAUCAAAUCCGCCGAAUCUCAAGCCAACGCCACUGUCUUCCUCGCCAAAUUCUACGGCCGUGCCGGUCUCAUGAACCUCCUCAACGCCGGUCCUGACCACCUCCGUCCUGCGAUAUUUAGAUCAUUGUUAUACGAAGCAUGCGGGAGGAUUGUGAAUCCGAUUUACGGAUCCGUCGGGUUAUUAUGGUCCGGGAAUUGGCAUCUUUGUCAAGCAGCCGUGGAGGCAGUGAUGAGAGGCUCUCCUGUAACUCCGAUCGCCUGCGACGCAGCGAUCACAGGCCAGUCUCCUCCUUUCAACAACAACAAACUCUUCGACAUAAGACACGUGUCGAGAGACGAGAACGGCUUAAAGAGUCGGUGUCGGUCGAGCCGUGGUGCAAACAAACAAGAGAGAAACGUGAGGUCGUCGCUGAGUCACGAGUCUUCACUGAGUCACGAGUCGACGGUGGUGAAGGAUGAAGGGAGUAUGGUUUCGUCGGAGGAGACGAUGACGGAGGAACCGAGUUGGAUCGGGCUUGAGCUUACUUUGGGGUUGGAGCCGGCCAUGGCACGUGAGAGUCACGUGGUGGUGCCGAUGAAGAAAAGGAAGCUAGAGAGAUGUGGCACGUGCAAUGAUGAGGACACGUGUAAGAUUGAGCUUGGACUUGUGUGCAGUGAGUGAGAUGAAUGGUGUGUUUUUUUGGGGCUGUGUGUUGAGUUUUAUUAGCCUUUUAGGUGUACAAAGAGAUUAGCAAAUCUCUCUUUUUUAGUCUCUUUUAAGUUUUGUUUUGUUUACUGUUUUGCAUGUUCGGUGUUUUUUCAUAAAUGUGUAUGAUAAAGAGGUCUUAACUUAACAAAAUUGCAAUCUUCA